GUAUUAUUUACGUUUUUUGUAAAUGCGAGCGAUUGUUGUGUGAUCCGUAUUUUUCUUAAUUUUCCGAAUAAAUAGUUUAAAAAUGGUUGAUAUUAAGAAAUUCACAGAUGUAGAUCUCUAUGGAUUGCUAGGAGUGGAAACAACAGCUACAUCCAUUGAGAUCCGGAAAGCCUACCGGAAGAAGGCCCUUGAUUGCCAUCCGGACAAAAAUCCAGACAAUCCCAAAGCAGCUGAACUCUUUCAUGAACUAGCUAAAGCACUUGAAAUCCUCUCAGACGAAUCUGCAAGAGCAGCAUAUGACAAAGUCUUGAAUGCCCGGAAAGCUGCUGAGCUCAGAAAUCGGCAGCUGGACAGUAAGAGGAAGAAACUAAAAGCGGAUCUCGAGGAGAGGGAGAGAGCAGCCAAUGCAGAGGCUAAUAGAAAGAAAUCUUACAGCACAGAGGCGAAAUCUCCUGAAGAUGAGCUCAAGGAAGAAAUUGAGAGGCUGCGAAAGGAAGGAUCUCGUCUUCUUGAAGAAGAACAGGAAUUGCUAAGGCAGCAAAUUCACCAAACUCUCCAGAAUUCAACAGUAUGGGAUUCAUCCAAGCAUCGAAUAAAAAUUAAGUGGCAUGCUGCCAAGGGGGAUCCUACAAAUGGGGGCUACAACGAGGAAGUUUUGAGGAAAUUCCUUCAGAAAUUUGGAGAUAUUGAAGCAAUUGUGGUCUCUACGAAGAAAUUGGGCAGCGCAAUUAUUGAAUACAAGACACGGGAAGCCUCAGAAAUGGCCAUUGCGUAUGAGAAGGGCAAUCCAGAGAAUCCCCUUAAAUUGGAAUGGAUUGGAGAGCCUCCGAGAGACAGUAAAUCCGCCACACAGACUUCCCAGAAUGUAACAGAGAAAGAUUUUGAAGAUCUAGUACUGAGACAAAUGCGUCAGGCAGAAGAGAGGAAGAAACUGAUUGAGCAGAUGAUGAAGGAAGAUCAGGAAGAGGAGGAAUGUUUAUGAGAGUAAAAGAAAAUAAAUUUAGUAGGUUUUGAGAAAUAAAAUUUUUACAGUGUAUGAAU
Phlebotomus papatasi is the source of this 1041-nucleotide messenger RNA. Its product is annotated as dnaJ homolog subfamily C member 17. Gene Ontology annotation, cellular component: spliceosomal complex. Gene Ontology annotation, molecular function: RNA binding. The transcript has 2 exons. Gene Ontology annotation, biological process: spliceosomal complex disassembly. The coding region runs from base 83 to 982 and encodes 299 amino acids. NCBI's taxonomy places the organism in Eukaryota, Metazoa, Arthropoda, Insecta, Diptera, Psychodidae. The record is from RefSeq and is a predicted model, not a curated record.